Anguilla anguilla (European eel) is the source of this 2384-nucleotide messenger RNA. It is a transcript of the gene tcf19l, whose product is annotated as transcription factor 19 (SC1), like. Gene Ontology annotation, cellular component: nucleus. Gene Ontology annotation, molecular function: protein binding. NCBI's taxonomy places the organism in Eukaryota, Metazoa, Chordata, Actinopteri, Anguilliformes, Anguillidae. The transcript is spliced from 4 exons. The coding region runs from base 618 to 2201 and encodes 527 amino acids. Gene Ontology annotation, biological process: regulation of gene expression. The record is from RefSeq and is a predicted model, not a curated record.
AAAGAACUUCCUGGGAAAAAGAACGCGAAAACUAGCCAAGUAGCCACCUUGCCAGCUAAGCCACCCAUCGAACAAAAUUAAGAAAAAAUAUAGCUAUAGAAUGAGCUGAUGAAUUCCGUGCAUUUUGAGUAAGGGUGCGUGCACAUUAGUACAUUCUGCUGCACCGAGGUAAUUUAUCGGGAGCAAAAAAGAAUUGCUUUCUUGUCAUUUUGCUCGCUAGCUAAAGAAGAUAGCUAUAUGCACAAGCUUGUGGGAACCUGCUUUUGUUUUCGAAGAAAAUGAUCAACUUUGAAGCUCCGUUCUGAAAUCUUCCAACCCUAUCCAAGCUGUGCAUCACCUUAUAUAGUGUGCCAAUUUAGGGUUGUUAUGUCUAGGUGCUCUAAGCAAAUUGAGCAGAACUGAUUGAGCAGAUAGUGUAUUUAAUAUAUUGUGUAGUUUAGUCUCACUCAUCUGCUGUUAAGCCUUUGUUGGACAUAGCAGUAUAUAUUCAGACUAUUGGGAUAUAGUAAUAAAACUGUGAGUGCAAGACUAGAUUACUUUGGCUAGUUUAGUGUGAAGCAGAAAAGGAGCCUGGUUCAGUCAGUUGAGUUUGGGUCGCGUGCGGUUCUGGAGCGGCCAUGCUUUCGAAAGUCCAGCCCUGCUUCCAGCUUCUGAGGAUAGGCUCCUCCUCCCCGGCCACGGACGCGGCGCGGGACCUGUACACGUUCCGGCCGGCCCUGAGCCACUCGCUGUUCCGCCUGGGGCGCACGGUGGAGCUGUGCGACGUGGUUCUGCAGUCCGCCUCCAUCUCCAGGAUCCACGCCGAGCUGCACGCCGAGAGGGAGGAGGCCGAGGAGGCCAAGGAGGAGGGGUGGAGGGUGCUCAUCAAGGACCGCAGCAGCCACGGCACAUGGGUGAAUGAAAUUCGCCUGCAACCAGGUGUCCAGUGGGAGCUCUCCGAUGGCGACACACUCACGUUUGGUGGGCAGUCUGAAGGAGGAAGCCCCGAGUUUUACUUCCUCUUCCAGAAAGUUCUGGUUCGACCCUCUGACUUUGAUGCCAUCACUGUCCCAAAGGCGAGCUCGUUCUCCUCCGACCUUCAGAACCGAAUCAGGACCAACCUGGACCCCAAGACGGAACCAAAUUUAGAUCUCUCCCCCAUAAACAAGGCAACUGUCAUAUUGAACUCUAUCGGAAGCCUGAGCAAAAUGAACGGGAGCUGUUGGACUUUCAAGAGGACGGACAAAAACAAUACGCACCAAAAUUCCGCCUCCUCUCCGACCUUCCGGUCCAUAAUCCCUCCCUCCACCCCACCAUCCUUUCCCUCCGCCACCUCGGUCUCCGCAUCGAUGUCCGUGCCCCCCUCCUCCAAAAGCAGGCGGAAGUCCGCUCACACGGUCCUGCUGGAGGACGACAGCUCGGACGAAAUGCACAAAAACGGAGAGGCGGAGGACCGGCGGAGGAAGAAGGGGAGGAAGCGGAGGCGCCUCUGCAGGUCCGAGUCGGAGGCCUUCCAGGCCUGGGGGCCCAAGGCGGAGCAGGCCGCCGGCAGGCAGGCCGCGCGCGGGCAGUUCGACCUGAAGCCGGAGCCGAGCCGCGGCGCCCCGUGCUCCGCCCUGCGGGUGAGCGCCAAGCCCGGCCACGUGUUCGCCGUCUCCGCCCAGAGGCAGGGGUUCCGGUGGAACCUGAAGGUGGGCCCGGACGUCAGGGCCCCCCCGCCACUGCCACACUCCGCCAGGAAAGCGCUUCCCCUGUCCUCCCGAGGGAGGAGGAGGGCCCACAGCUCCCCCGUCUACUCCUCCAUGGUGGUGGGGGGGGAGAACUACACGCUGGUCUCCCCGUCCCUGAGGCUGUAUGAGGGAGACGGGGACAGGGAGAGGGGGGAGUUCACUCGAUUGCGCAUCAAUAGUGGUAAACGUCGGGGCAGGCCAAGAAAGCACCCGCUCCCUCAGCCGCCCACGUGCUCCCCUUCGUCGUCCUCAUCCUCGUCCUCCUCUUCCUCCUCCUCCUCCUCCUCGUCGUCCUCCUCCUCCUCCGAGGACGAGAGGGUGCGGGGGGAGGAGCCCUGCGCCUCGGCCCGCUGCCGCCUGCCCCAGCAGGAGACGGUGCAGUGGAUCCAGUGCGACGACUGCGACGCCUGGUACCACGUGGACUGCAUCGAGCGCGCCCAGGGCUCCCGCGCGAUCGACACCAGCGCGGACUUCCACUGCGGCUGCCGGUGAGAGAACCCCGCGCGCGGGUCGGACGUUCCACAUCGCCACCUCCGCCGAACAGAAGCCGGAACAUCACACCGUCUGCUUACAGCACAAUGCAGUUUGCCCAAUCCAUACCGAACGGAAUCCCAAUGGUUGUUCCGAUUGUACAUGCUUCAGCGACUGUUUCUUUCGAAUCCUUGAUAAUAGGAC